AUGACAUCUCCCCAGAUCUCAGCCUUCUUCCUUCAUGAAAGCAUGACCUCUCAAGACCAGAAAUGGUCUUCUGAUUAUCAUUAUUUCUCUACUUUGACCAUGUCAGAAAAUUUCCAAACUCCAUCUGUAUUGGGAACUGCAAAUUCUUUGCAGCUUUCUCUUGCAGUGGUGAACAAUACAGCUUCCCUAGCAGGAAGUACUUGCAACUACUCCAGAGUAUCUGCUCCAGCUGUUGGCUCGGCCUGUCUCCUGCCCUCAGCCGCUGGCACCUCUUUCCAACCACUGAUACAUAGUGCCGACUCUUACCAACAGUCUAACUCAAAGAUGCUGUCUGGAGUGUCUGGCCAGAGUCAGAUAUUUGCAUCAGCUGCCUGUUACCCAAGUAGUAUUCAAUGGGAUAUUAGUGGAAGCGCUCUAAAGAAGUCUUCUCCUGGAGACUUCACUAUGACAGUCACCAACCAAGACCCAACUGUCUCUUCCACGUCAGUGGCAGCUCAGUAUCAUAACACCUCACAUACCACCAGCACAGUGCCUCUGUACUCAUCUCUUUCUGCCAGACUUGUUGAGAGGACACCUCAGUGUCCACCUCACAAUCAUAGCCUGUUGCUUCCGUUCCAGGAAGGGAGCCAGGUGAAUGACUCUAAUCAUGGCACAUUGAGGUCUCUCCUCUCUCAAGAACUUGGUACCUUUCUGCAAACCUAUGGCUCCAUAUCAUACCCUGGAGGUAGGGGCUCUGUCCUACAAACUUACAACAAUUCAUCCUUCGAAAUGGUUAUACAGGAGGUUCAGCCCACAACUAACAUGCUGCUGGCCACUAACACUGGAAUCAGUUGCUCUGUCUGCUCAGCCCAUCAUGGAAUCAAGUUUCAAAGACUCUUUAGAAGAACACUUCGUGUACCAGACUGGGGCUAUGGCAGGAGAAUGGCCACUGAGGUUCCAUACAAGAAACCAUCAAGCGCACACCAAAUAGGCCAUAUUCAGCAAGAAGCAAGUCCCAGAGUCACAGGCAGGAAAAGAUGGGAAGUCAGAGAGAACAGCAGCAAGAAAGCUGAUGAGAGUAGGCAGCUAGAGACCGAAGUUGAGAUAGAAAGCAAGUCAGUCAUCCCACACACAAAACGCAAGACAAAUCCCUGUGAGCUUAGCCAAGAACCCUUGAAAAAGCCCCGAAGCUGCCUAGGCAUGCAAAGGCAACAAUCUCUGCACACUGUCAUCCUGCAGCAGCUCACCCUCCUCAUCCUGGUUCUACCACUUCAAGUCAAGGAAAAGCCCUUUUUUCCUCUAGGGAAACUCCCCAAUCUUUGCCAGCUCCAGCCAGACCGACUGGGCCUAUUAAGGACAACUCAGCUCAAUUGGAUUGGAAGCACUCUAGCACUUCUAGAUUGGAAGCCUUGGGCUGCAACAUCUAGAUCUGCUCCAUCUCAGGCAUCAGUGGGCACUUUUCUCCUGAGGAAGCUAGGUUCCAGCUCUAUGCCCAAGGGCCAGUCUCCAGCUAAUGCUCAGAAUCUGUUUCUACUGAAAUACUUCAGCGCUCAACCAAUUCCUUGGCGAAAGCCCAAUGUGCCAAGACCUGUCAUGUCAACACCCAUCUCCCAAGAGCAGAGAGCAGAGCGUGAGGCCCUGAAGAGGAAGGCUCAGCAGGAGGGUGAGAAUGCUGCCAAGAACACCUGUGGGCACAGUGCAAGUUUCCUCUGA
Messenger RNA from Suncus etruscus (white-toothed pygmy shrew), 1692 nucleotides. RefSeq lists its product as uncharacterized. Bases 1 to 1692 code for a protein of 563 amino acids. The transcript has 6 exons. The record is from RefSeq and is a predicted model, not a curated record. NCBI's taxonomy places the organism in Eukaryota, Metazoa, Chordata, Mammalia, Eulipotyphla, Soricidae.